AAGUCUAGUGCAGACGCAGAGCGGUCAAAGCUUUGGGGGUUGUUGCUGCCAUAUCUUCUUCCUUCGCUGAUGAAGAUGAUGGCGACUACACCGAAGCGAGGCAGCAACGCUUAGUAACCCAGCACUCAGUGAAAUAUCCACAAAUUCCCCGUGAUUGAGGAUUACUGAAGCCGAGCGGAUCCAAAAAUUGAAGCGAAAACGCGUCGGAUUUCAGAAUGACCAACGAGGAGCCUCUCCCCAAGAAGGUUCGCCUCAGUGAAUCUGACAUGAAGACCCUGACAAGAGAGGAGUUGUGUGUCAGGUGGAAACAGCAUGAAGCGUAUGUCCAGGUCCUGGAGGCAAAAUAUGCAGAUCUAAGUUCGAAUGACGUGACAGGGCUGAAGGAGUCGGAGGAGAAGCUGAAGCAGCAGCAGCAGGAGUCUGCGCGCAGGGAGAACAUCUUGGUCAUGCGGCUCGCCACCAAGGAGCAGGAAAUGCAAGAGUGCACGACCCAGAUCCAGUACCUCAAGCAAGUCCAGCAGCCCAGCGCGGCCCAACUGCGAUCAUCCAUGGUGGACCCAGCCAUCAACUUGUUUUUCCUCAAAAUGAAGGCUGAACUGGAACAGACUAAAGACAAACUGGAGCAGGCCCAAAAUGAACUGAGUGCCUGGAAAUUUACACCUGAUAGCCAAACGGGGAAGAAACUGAUGGCCAAGUGUCGAAUGCUGAUUCAAGAAAACCAGGAGUUGGGUAGGCAGCUGUCCCAGGGACGCAUUGCCCAGCUGGAGGCGGAGCUGGCCCUGCAGAAGAAGUACAGUGAGGAGCUCAAGAGCAGCCAGGACGAGUUGAAUGACUUUAUCAUCCAGCUGGAUGAGGAGGUAGAAGGGAUGCAGAGCACCAUUCUUGUGCUGCAGCAGCAACUGAAGGAGACUCGCCAGCAGCUCUCCCAGUCCCAGGGGGCUCUGGCCGGGGCGGGGCCCAGCAGGACUUCUCCUACUGCUUCCACCUCAUCCGCUGAGCCCUUCACCCAACCAGAGCAGGCCACCACACCCUCCGAACCCAUGGGCAAAGACUACGGGAGGGUCUCUAACGGACCAAGCAACGGCAACUCAUCCCAGAGGAGUGAGACCACGACCCCCAGCUUGUACCGUGAGGUCAGCAGCACCGAGGAAGACUUUCCCAUGUCCCCCAUGGUCUCGAGCCCCGGUGAGGCCGAGACCAAACUCUCCAACCACUCGGAGGAGGCGUCGGGGAGUCAGACUGGUGCUGUGAAUGCCGGAGGACCUGGGGGGUUCGGGAGCCAGCUGAGUGCGGGCUACGAGAGCGUGGACUCUCCGACAGGCAGCGAGACGUCCUUGACUCAGCACUCAAAUGACACAGACUCCAACACCGACCCGCACGAGGACAAGGCCGCCCCAGUGAGCAAGGGCACCAGGACUGCAGGGUCGCGGCAUUCGCACAACGGCCUGGACUCCAGCACGAGCGACAGUGCGGUUUUGUAAUGUACUUUAUAAGACAUGUACUGGCUUUUUCUUUUUAUACGAUGCGCAAGCAAGGCAACAGAAUGCAUAGUCUGUAACAUGGCACUGCUGUCCAAGAUAUUUCGUUUUCACCCUCCCCCUCUUGCCUGUUGUGAUGCCUCUGCCAUGUUUGUGUUGCUAAACAGGGAUAUUAUGUGAAUGGGUUAAUGUUGGUAGAUUUGUAUUGAGUGGAUGUAUGAUUAAAACUAGUCAUUUUCUUUCUGCUGUUUAUUUGGACACGUCGAUGCUGUUCUCGUUUGAGCUCUUGACACUGAAGUCAUCAGGCAUCUGGUGUUGUAACCCACUGUCAGAAAGUCAGUAAAUCACAGUUCACUGAAUCACAGUAGCUUUGCAACAUUCAUGGUCUUUUUUUUUUUUUUUUUUUUUUUUUUUUUUUUUUAUAGCUGUCGGCCUGUUUUUUUUUUUUUCUUUUUCUUUUUUCUCUUGUUUUUUAAAGCAACUCUUAAUUUUUCAUCAACAAAAAGUUCUGUUCAAAAGAUUGUUUGAAAUGUAUGUAGUUUAUAUGCGAUGUACCAUGUUCGUAUUAUUCUGACUUCAGUCCUUUUCAUGUACUGACCAAAUACCAAUAAAGACUUUUAAUAUUA
Myripristis murdjan (pinecone soldierfish) is the source of this 2104-nucleotide messenger RNA. It is a transcript of the gene wtap, whose product is annotated as WT1 associated protein. The record is from RefSeq and is a predicted model, not a curated record. Gene Ontology annotation, cellular component: nucleus. The coding region runs from base 216 to 1481 and encodes 421 amino acids. The transcript is spliced from 8 exons. Gene Ontology annotation, biological process: mRNA modification; regulation of alternative mRNA splicing, via spliceosome. NCBI's taxonomy places the organism in Eukaryota, Metazoa, Chordata, Actinopteri, Holocentriformes, Holocentridae.